AUGGGUGUGGGGGGCUGGGGAAGUGGCCCCCUGAUGACGCUGGGCUGCCUCUCGGCCAUCCUGGGCCUACUGUCAACUCUGCAGCCUGUGGAGCUCUCCCCUCACCCCCCCCCCCCCCCAAUCCGGACCCCCGCCGCCGCCCAGGGCAGGGCCCUCUGGGCUCUCCUACUGGCCACACUUGGCACCACAGCCAGCCAGCCACUGGGGGGAGACUCCGUGUGUACGGCCCGGCCCCUGGCCAAGUACAGCAUCACCUUCACGGGCAAGUGGAGCCAGACGGCCUUUCCCAAGCAGUACCCGCUGUUCCGGCCGCCCGCGCAAUGGUCGUCCCUGCUGGGGGCAGCGCACAGCUCUGACUACAGCAUGUGGCGGGAGAACCAGUACGCCAGCAAUGGGCUGAGGGACUUCGCGGAGCGGGGUGAGGCCUGGGCCCUGAUGAAGGAGAUCGAGGCGGCCGGAGAGAAGCUCCAGAGCGUGCACGAGGUGUUCUCAGCACCCGCCGUGCCCAGCGGCAUGGGGCACACCUCCUCGGAGUUCGAGGUCCACGCUAGGCACUCACUGGUGUCCUUUGUGGUCCGAAUUGUCCCCAGCCCCGACUGGUUUGUGGGCAUCGACAGUCUGGACCUGUGUGACGGGAACCGUUGGAGGGAACAGGUCACCGUGGACCUUUUCCCACAUGACGCGGGGACAGACAGCGGCUUCACCUUCUCCUCCCCCAACUUCGCGACCAUCCCGCAGGACACAGUGACCGAGAUAACCUCCUCCUCUCCCAGCCACCCGGCAAACUCCUUCUACUACCCACGGCUGAAGGCCCUGCCCCCCAUCGCCAGGGUGACCCUGGUGCGUCUCCGGCAGAGCCCCAGGGCCUUCGUGCCUCCCGCCAUAGACCUGGGCGGCAGGGGCAACGAGAUCGGGGACAGCCUCUCGGUUCCAGAAACGCCGCUGGACUGUGUGCGGGAGCUGGGAGCCAAGACCAGGACUCGCUAUGUCCGUGUGCAGCCUGCCAACCAGGGGGCGCCCUGCCCCGAGCUUGCAGAGGAGGCGGAGUGCGUCCCUGACAACUGUGUGUGAGCCCUGACCCGUGGCUGGCGGGCCCAGUCGCUUGGUUGGGACCACGCAGCGAGCAGGCCGAGCGCAGCUUCAUCACCUCGGAGCCGCACUGCUGACCGACCGCUCUGCACAGACGUGCCCGCGGCCGGAGGGGACGUCGGGAACAGGCGUCUCCUUUCUGCAAGUUCUCCCUCGUGGCCCCCACACCCUAAGGUCCGUUCUUGUGGAGACUCACACGUCUGCUCUAGCUCACGUCCGGUGUGUGUACCACCCUGCGCCAUGUUCCUCCGUGCAGAGGACGUGUGCACAAUGCCUGGCCGGGUGCCCUGCAGGACAGCCGCCCACCCCAGGCCAGGGGCCGAGCCUCACGUGCUGCCUGUGAAACACCUCGGUCCUGGUGCCCAGGCGGCCGCUGGCACAGGAGCCCUGAACUCAUGCCUGCUCCUCCGAGCAAGGCUGCCCCGGGCACUGGCUGCUCCUGGCAUCCCAGCAGUGAUGCUAGGGGAGAUGAAGAAAGGGGGGCAGGCUGGGACACCGCACCUGGCAUUGUCACAUGACUGAUCUGUGCACUUGAAUAAAGACUAUCUGUUUCCUGACA
This is a messenger RNA of Myotis lucifugus (little brown bat), 1648 nucleotides long. It is a transcript of the gene SPON2, whose product is annotated as spondin 2. Gene Ontology annotation, biological process: cell adhesion. The coding region runs from base 1 to 1071 and encodes 356 amino acids. The transcript is spliced from 7 exons. The record is from RefSeq and is a predicted model, not a curated record. Gene Ontology annotation, cellular component: extracellular matrix. NCBI's taxonomy places the organism in Eukaryota, Metazoa, Chordata, Mammalia, Chiroptera, Vespertilionidae.